AUGACCAGGCGGAGCGCCAAUGCGAGCGAUACCGGAAAGGAUGGCGGCGCAGCUUCCGCCGGGCUUGGCGGAGGAGAGGAGCGAGGCGUAUGCGGUAGCGGCGGCGGCGGCGGCGGCGGCGGCGGCGGAGGUGACGGAGGCGGCUUGCGCGCGGAGCAGCUGCAGCGCGCAGAUAUGGCGGUGGUCGGCGCGCCGGCCGCCGCGAUCAUGCUGCCACGUGUCGCUUACAAGGCGGUACACGUGGCGGAGUUCGAGCAGCAGUGCCAGGCGCUAGUGCAGGACCUCUGCAGUGCGUUGGACGCAUGUGAGGCGGUGGAAGGAGCGCGUCUGGCAGAUAGGGACAUCAGUGUGCACGAUCUCAUAAUCCCCUCCAUGGAAGAGCUCGUGGCUGUCUGCUGCUGCACCAUCCACCCCAACCGUUCUCCACCCCUCUGCUGCCCUUCAAUGGAAGAGCUCGUGGCUGCACUCUGCUGCUGCACCAUCCACCCCAUCCCUCUCUUCUCCUCCCUUUUCCUCUCCAUCCCGCUUGUGCACGACCUCAUCAUCCCCUCCAUGGAAGAGCUUGUGGCCGUCACUGUGCCUUACCUCUGCUGUUGGUCCUCUCUCCCCGUGCCAAUCGUGCAUGAUCUCAUCAUCCCCUCCAUGGAAGAGCUUGUGGCUGCCACUGUGCCUUACCUCUGGUCGUCCAAGCAGUCAACGCAGUCAGCAAAGUCAGGAGCAAGGUCAACGCAGCUGGGAAGGUCAACGCAGCCGGGAAGGUCAACGCAGCCGGGAAGGUCAACGCAGUCCAAACAGUCAACUGGGAAGGCUGCAGAGCCACCGGCGCACCACAAAGGCAAGGAGAGUGGAUCUGGCAGGGCACACAUGCAGAGAAUUGAGGUAGAGCACGAGGGAGAGGAGGGGAUGGAGGGGGGGAUAGAGGAAGAGGGGAUGGGGGUAGAGGAGGGGGGGGGGGAAGAGGGGAUGGAGGAGGGAGUGUGUGUCCAAGAGGGUGCUGCUGGGGCAGAGGAGGAAAAGGAUGAAGGGGCGAUGGGAAGGGAUGAAGGGGCGGUGGAAGGGGGAGAAAGAGAGGAUAUGAGGAAGCAACACCUGAUGGCAAACCGAAUGCAAGGGCCCGGUGCUUACUCCCUGCCUCCCCAUGCACCCUCCCAUGCUCCACCCAACGUACCACCCUUCCUGUUCAAUGCUGCCGCACACCCGCCCCCUCCCUGGCUCCUGCAUCCCCACCUGUGGCCGCCCCGGCCUCCUCCUUUUCCCUCGCAUGCAUCCUCUAACCCCCCUUCUCCUGACGUGGAUGCCACAGCUGACGUGGAUGCCACAGCUGACGUGGAUGCUGACAAUCAAGCCCUUGUUCUUCGAACGGUUGACGCUGAAGCUACAGCCGGUGAUGCCGCUGCUCUCGCUCAUGCAGGCACUGCAUGUAGACAUGCAAAGCCCAUGCAUGUCCUGCGGCAUGUGGAAGCAGAAGGCGGGGAUAGAGAGAGUCUGGAUGAUGCACGUGUGAUGCAUCAUGGUAACAGCGAGCCGAGAGCCACCGACGACGGGGAUACAGACACAGAGAGCCUGGCUCUUGCACUCGCGGCUCAUGAUGGAGCUGCUUCUGAAUCGUAUGAGCAUAUGGCAUAUGACAACGAGCACAUGGUGAUGGUAACACAAGGCGGGGUGGGUGCUCCUGGAUCAGACACAGCAGCAGACACCCACGCCUCACCGUUCAUGUCGCCUCUUCCGCCUCCUCUCCCCUCCUCGCCGCUCUCCCUGCCGUGCCUCUCCCCCGAUACUCGCCUGUCAGAGGGGACGUGUGAGGGCGGGGGAGGAGGGGUGCUGGGAUGGGAGGAGGAGAGCUGGGAGGAGGGAGGAGGGGUUGGUGAAGGGGUUGAGAUGGGUGAAACGCGGUUGAUUGAGUGGAAUCAGGAAGAGGCAGCAGCAGAAGCAGUGGAUAAUGACUCACCUCCUCCCUCACUCCCUCUCGUCCCCGCACCAGCUCAACCCUCCCACCCCAUGCAUCCUCCAUCCCAUUCCCAUCUCCACCCUGCUUCUCUCACUCCACCCCCUUCUCUCUCUCCCUCUCCUCCCCAACCCCGUGCUCCCUCUCUCCCUCCGCGCGCCUCACUCCCGCCUCUCCCGCCUUCGUUCCCCUGGCACCCUGCUAUGCUGCCUUGGCACCACCAGGCCAUACCGCCCAGUCAACGCCCAUCUAACAACCCCUCUGUCACGCCCAAUCACCCUUCAUGGAACCCCACGUUUCGCCCUCCUACCAACAUGACACCUGCUGACUUCCAGAAGUUGAAGCAGCGCCAGACAGCACCUCCCCCUGGCUGGGGACAGAUACCACCUGCUCCGGGAUCGGGUCAGAUACCACCACCCACUGGUUGGGGACAGAUAACACCCCCCCCUGGAUCAGGUCAUAUACCACCUCCCCCUGGCUGGGGACAGGGUUGGGGAUGGUGGGUAGGUGGAGGCAGGGGCAAGGCCGGGGAGGAGGGAGAAGAGGGGCGGGAGGGAGUGAGUGCAGGGAGGAAGAGACAAAAGAGAGUUAGUUUCUGGGAUGGGGGCACCGCAAGGGGAGUUGGGGGGAUGUGGGGUGAGGGAGGAGGGCCGGCAGCGGAUGCGGGGAUGGGGAGCGGUGGGAGGAGGAUGGACGGGCGGAUGGGUGGACGAGUGCUGAAGGGAGAGGAAGAAGUGGAAAAGGACCCGCGUCUGCUGCGCUCUCGCCUGACAGUGGAGUGGCUUGUGCGCAUCGCUGAGACGCGCAGGCACUGCAUGGCCUCUGCCCCGCUGCACUCCCUACGGAGCCGGAGAAGGCAAAGGAAUGGGGCAGUGAUUGAGGGAGAGGAGGGUGGUGGGAGCUGGGAGGAUGAGGGUCAUUUUCUAUUCACCACAAGACGGGACCUACAGGAGGGUGUGGAAGAGGAGGGGGAAAGGGGCAGCAGCGGUCCAGGGAGGGGCGGCAGGUGGGAGGACGAGGAGGAGGAGUACGAGGAGGAAAACGAGGACGAUUGGGAGGAUAUUCAGGGGCGAAGGGAUGGAGGACGGAGGAGACGGGGGAGAGGCAGUGGUAGGGGAGUGGAGGGGAGAGGUAGAAGAGGAAGCAGAGGAGGGAGAGGCGGAAGCAGGGCGACGCAGGGAAGAGGGGGGAGCAGCAGGGGGAGAGGGCGAGGUGGAGGGAGGGGAGGGGCGAAGAGGCCGUUAGAGGCUCUUGCCCGUGCCAACCUUCCCAAUCUCAUCUUUGCCAAGAUACCCGUGCGUGCGCCUUCUGUGCUCCUGCGAUAUGCCUCCGCAUACCUCCUUUCCCCUUCCCCUGUGUCUCUCCUCUGUCCACUCCACCUCGUUGCUUCUCCUUGUGCCUCUGUGCCAUUGCCCCCCUCCCCCUCCGCAACAUCCCAACCAGCAAACCCCCGGGUCUUCAACCUCUUCCCGCGCCUCCCCCCGGCCCCUUCAGAGCGCUACAGCCACAACAGGAGGUGCCACAAGGAACGGAUUGCCUACCCUCUUUCACUCUCAACCCCUCCGCACCACACCAUACCCCUUACUCCCGCGCCUGAUCUCUCCCAGGGCGUCUUUAACUUCAAACCAAGGCCCUUCAGAUCGCUGCAGCAACAGCAGGAGGUGGUGCUGCGGAUGGAGGCCCUUCAGAGCGCUGCAGCCACAGCAGGAGGUGGUGCUGCGGGGGGAGGUGCCACAAGGGGCUGCCUUUCGUUGCGCCCUCGCACUGCAGGCACAGCAGGAGGUGGUGCUCUGCGAGUGGAGGUGCCACAAGGGCCCUCCAGAGUGCUGCAGGCACAGCAGGAGGUGGUGCUUCGGGUAGAGGUGCUACAGCAGGAGAAGCGGCAGCUCAAAGGGCAGGAGUUCCUAGUGCUGGGAAGCCAGCCGCUCACUGCUCUGAGGGACCGCAUAUAUUGCCUGCAGGACAGGAUCGCGAGGGAGCACGGCAAGUCGGUGCCAUCUGGGUGCUUCUGCAUCGAGGACGUUUUCUAUGACGACAUGCGGCAGCCUGGUGCAGUGCGGUACAGUGCGGUGAUCGUCAAGUGGAACAGGGAGAAGCGGGCGGCAUGGUCGAUGCUGGACGAGAGGGAGCGCCGCCGCAACACCCCCCUCGCCCGCCUGCCCCUGCCCGCUCCCGUGCGCAGCAUGGCUAUGGGUGGCGUAGGAUCAAUGGGAACCAGCCACACGUUUCAAGAGGAUGGGGCCCAUUUUGUUGCAAGAAUGGAGACGACCCGGUUCAGAGACCUGACUGUGCGGCCAGGAGCGCUCUAUGUGUACAUGCACCAGGGUGCAUGCAAGCAUGCCUUUCACAUCACUGACAUUCGCCUGCUGCAUGCUCUCGACCCGCUCAACGCGUCUGAAUAUCCCCUUCUCUCACAUGAGCCACGCUGCUACCUGCGCCGCUGCAGUGUGUGCGAUGUGAACGCAAGCACACGGGUGGUGUACCACGAUAAGCUGCUCGCUGUGGAUCCGUCCUUUCUGUGUGAACAGUGUUACCAUCUGUUACAUUAUGAUGAGGAGGGCAAUCUCUUGUAUAGCGAUUUCCAGGUGUACAAUUACUAUCAUGAAUAG
Molecule: messenger RNA, 4554 nt
Organism: Closterium sp. Naga37s-1
Lineage: Eukaryota; Viridiplantae; Streptophyta; Zygnematophyceae; Desmidiales; Closteriaceae
Source: the annotation of a GenBank genome assembly